AUGUUAAACCAUGAUGUAAAUGUGAUAAUUGAAGAUGAAGCCGCUAAUAGUGGUAAUAAAAAUGCACAAUUUAGUUUAGCUAAAUUAUAUCAGCAUAAAUUAAAUUUUAAAAAAGCAUUUUAUUGGUAUCAACAAUCAUCUAAUCAAAAAAAUAGUAUUGCACAAUAUAAUUUAGCCGAAUGUUAUAAAAAUGGAUGGGAACAAAUUACAAAAGAAUUUUUACUUGUAAUGGAAUAUGCAAAUGGUGGUAAUCUUCAAAAUUACCUUAAUCAUAAUUUUAAAGAUUUAACAUGGAACGAUAAGAAGAAAUUGGCAUUUCAAAUCGCAGAUGGAUUAAAUUAUUUACAUAAUGAGGAUGUCUUACAUAGGGAUCUUCAUUCUAAAAAUAUAGUUAUUCAUGAAAAUAAUGCCAAAAUCACAGAUUUUGGUAUUUCGAAAGUUGAAAAUCAUACCACUAUAUUUAUUGGAACUUUUUGUAAAGUUGCCUAUAUGGAACCACAAAUACUUGCAAAUCCAAAAUUUCAAUAUAUUAAAGCUUCAGAUAUUUAUAGUUAUGGUGUAUUAAUGUGGGAAAUCUCUAGUGGAUAUCCUCCAUUUAGAGACCAUAAUGGUGACUUUUUAAUAGCUAAUGCUAUUAUUAAUAAAAUUCGCGAGGAUGCUGUACCCGAUACUCCUGAAGAUUAUGAAAAACUUUACAAAAAAUGCUGGAUCCAAGAGCCCAGGCAAAGACCAACUAUUUUAGAAAUAGUGGAAGUAUUUUCAAAGAUGGGCUUUAAAAUGAGCAUUAAAGACGAAUCAGCCGAACAAAUCGUGGCGAAAAAUGAUACUGAUUCCGAAUCACAAGUUAACAAUGAAUUAUCUGAAUGCAUUCAAAUUGAUUCUUUUGCAGAUUUAUCUGCAUAUCGUUUCGGUUUUCAAUGUUUUAUACGGAUCCCAAAUUACGUACAGCAAAUUAUUAAUGUCCACCGAGACUUGAAAGUAACUAUAGACAGUUUACGAGAGACAGAGAAAAUUUUAUUGCGAGGGUUUAAGUCAAUAGACAAAAUAGAGAUAAAGUUUAUGAAUAUUGUUAGUAAAUGA
Funneliformis geosporum is the source of this 1080-nucleotide messenger RNA. The record is from the annotation of a GenBank genome assembly. NCBI's taxonomy places the organism in Eukaryota, Fungi, Glomeromycota, Glomeromycetes, Glomerales, Glomeraceae.